CAUCUCUCCAGAUGGCAGCACAGUAAAAAUCUAAAAUGGAGCCAACGAAGAAUGUUGUUUGUAUUGUUACAAUACUAUCCUAACAUCAUUUUAAUAAUUAUUUGUUAUUUAUUACUCCAUGGAAAUUAAAAAUUAAAUGGUUAUAAUUGGACCUGUUUGCACCUGUUGCACCAUUCAACUGGCUCACUGAAGAGGAUACAAGGAUGAUCUUCAUUAACCUGUAACAUUAAAAAAAUAUACAAUGGCUCUGUAGAUGCAUAACCAAGGUGUACAAUUUAUGUUUAUAUACACCUGGACACCUCAAAACAAACACAUAACCUCAAAAUGAGUUACAAUAAGAAGGUAUCAUACUUCUAUAACCCAGACGUUGGGAAUUUUCACUACGGCCCAGGCCACCCGAUGAAGCCUCACAGGCUCGCCGUCAUCCACAGUCUGGUACUCAACUACGGUCUGCACAAGAAGAUGCAGAUCUACCGUCCGUACCGUGCCAGUACCCACGACAUGUGUCGGUUCCAUUCCGAUGAGUACGUGGAGUUCUUGCAAAGAGUAACCCCACAGAACCUGCAAGGCUAUACCAAGUACCUAACUCACUUUAACGUAGGGGACGAUUGUCCCGUCUUCGAAGGGCUCUUUGAUUUCUGCUCCAUGUACACCGGAGCCUCGCUAGAAGGAGCCACGAAGCUAAAUAACAAUUGCUGUGACAUUGCUAUCAAUUGGAGCGGAGGGCUGCAUCACGCGAAGAAGUUCGAAGCAUCUGGUUUCUGUUACAUCAACGAUAUCGUCAUAGCUAUUUUGGAGCUGUUGAAAUACCACGCCAGAGUUCUUUACAUAGACAUAGACGUUCACCAUGGAGAUGGAGUUCAGGAAGCGUUUUACUUAACGGACAGAGUGAUGACAGUAUCUUUUCACAAGUACGGAAACUUCUUCUUCCCUGGAACAGGAGAUAUGUACGAGAUAGGAGCGGAGAGUGGGAGAUACUACUCUGUUAAUGUACCGUUGAAAGAGGGUAUCGACGAUGGCUCUUACAUUCAAGUGUUUAAACCUGUUAUAUCGCAUGUGAUGGAAUUCUUUCAACCAACAGCGAUAGUCUUACAAUGUGGAGCCGAUUCGCUGGCCAAUGAUCGUCUUGGGUGCUUCAGUUUGAGUACAAAGGGACAUGGAGAGUGCGUCAAGUUUGUGAGAGACCUAAAUGUACCUCUGCUCACCGUAGGAGGUGGUGGAUACACCCUGCGCAAUGUUGCCCGUUGCUGGACCUAUGAGACUUCUCUGCUUGUCGAUGAACAAAUCAGCAACGAACUGCCUUACACAGAGUACCUGGAAUACUUUGCACCAGACUUUACGUUACACCCUGACGUUGUGACUAGACAGGACAAUGCGAAUAGUAAACAGUAUCUGGAAGCUAUCACGCGACACGUGUACGAUAAUUUAAAGAUGAUACAGCAUUCUCCAAGCGUUCAAAUGCAGGACGUUCCGUGCGACGCGUUGCCACCCGAGGAAGAGAGGCAACCAGAGCCCGAUCCUGACUCCAGACAAAACGUUCAAGACACGGAUAAGAUAGUCGAACCUGCCAACGAGUAUUAUUCGGGAGAGAAAGAUCAGGAUAAGAUGGACGUAAGCGAGUCGUGAUGAAAGAAUGCGGUGACUUAAAAUAGGACGUGAACGAGCUAUCGAAACAUUCAGAAUUCAUUUUUACUGCGAAUUAAAUCAUUGUAAAUAUUAUAACUGUAAAUACUUUUAAGGCUAUUAAAACUGUUUCUUACUUGA
Molecule: messenger RNA, 1764 nt
Organism: Hylaeus volcanicus
Lineage: Eukaryota; Metazoa; Arthropoda; Insecta; Hymenoptera; Colletidae
Gene: HDAC3
Product: histone deacetylase 3
Exons: 2
Coding region: 325-1626 (433 amino acids)
Molecular function (GO): histone deacetylase activity
Source: RefSeq, a predicted model, not a curated record